Molecule: messenger RNA, 345 nt
Organism: Echinostoma caproni
Lineage: Eukaryota; Metazoa; Platyhelminthes; Trematoda; Plagiorchiida; Echinostomatidae
Source: the annotation of a GenBank genome assembly
AUGCCCAAUUCUAAUCUGGAUAGAACUAACGCUUGGAAUCUCAGCGAUUCGUCAUACCGUCCACUUCCGGUGGACACUGCGGGCAUACCGGUCAACGCGAAUCUGGUUUCACGAGAUUUUCCAGUAACUCGUUUAAUUCGUACAAGAUUCACUCGGGCCGAGAUGAUGCCUUUGCCAAACGAUCGGCUGAAGUCCUAUGAGGAACGUGUCCUUCGAAUCCAAUGUCUGUUCCGCUUCUGUCCGGAUGCUUCUUGGUGUAAUCUGGUGAGCGUUUCGGUUGCAUCGGCAUGGUUUGAAGUGUUGCAUGAUGUGCAUUUGUCCUCAGUUGGAACAAAAAUGACGUAA